CAUUCUGGGAGUUCAAAACAAAAAUACUGAAAUUCUUUGAAAACUACAUUAUUAUAGUCGUCAAUAUACAGCAUAACAAAGCUAAAAACAUUGUCUUAGUCUGAAACCAAAGACUUAAUUAUAUCCAACAGUUGAUAUGGAUGGUUUUGGUAUGUUUACAAUGACGUUAUCAAUGUCGGUUAUAUUUUGACUUCUGCGUAAUCUGCAAGGUAAAUAAACGGCAGGUUUUUAAAGUUUGAGAUCAAGAUUUUACAAAAGAUCCCGAUUACAUAUGUGUUAACGAGGAAGUUAAAACAGGACGAGAUUCAGGUAGGUGUCAGCUUUAGCUUAAUCGUCAGAUUUGAAUACAUUUUACGUUAUUUAGGGUUUUGAUAUGUAGCGCUCUCUAGUGGCGGCGUUUCUCUGCAGUCGGUUUAUUGCUGUCCGUGUUUUGUGGGUCAGUCUUGUUAUGAAGUAAAAGUAAAUAAAACAAAUAAAAAAGUUUGCCAUAGAGUAUGACCGACUUAGACGUGAGGGGGUCAACAAACAUAGGCUAAAUUUGAUUUCACUUUUAUCGAAAUAAAAAAUAGGCCUAUGCUUUAAGAUUAAAUCAACAAAAACAUGGAAAUUGAUGAAGAAAAACUUGAUUGAUUACCAAUUAGAACAAUCGUGACAAGCAAACAUGAAUUUAACUCCAAUGUACCACUUAGGGCUCAUUAAGUAUGUCUUCAAUCAUAUUUUCUCCUUUAGCUUUCAAAAUGGAGAUGACAUAUCAACAGAAAAUUGAGUCGGGCCGCUGGUGUAAGUUUUCAGAAAAAGCUGUGGUACAUGAUGACAUCCCACCUGAUCCUUCACUGGCCUUAGAAUACAUAGACAGAGGAACAUGUCAUGUGGGCACACAGUUCUCUAAGUUUUGGUCACAGCAUGAGGUGACUCCAUUCCACACUGAACAAGUCUCACAUGGAAUGAACCAUGUUGAAGGUGGUUGGCCAGAAACAAUCAGUGCUAACAAUGAUGAGCUGACUCUACGCUACAGAAAGAAAGUGCAGAAGGAUGAGUCUUAUCAGCAGACAGUUAUUGAGACUGUUUCUGUUAUGGAAAAUUACAAGCAGAAAGUCUUUGAAAAGUCCCAAGUUUAUUUCAAAGAUAACAGAGUGGUGGUCAAAAGGGAGGACAUGGCAUCAGCAAGGAUCAUAAAUGUGCUCAGAGACCCAAAAAAAGAGAAGCGUGCAGCCACCAGCUUGUCCUGGCACCCAGUUGAUAAUCAUAAACUAGCUGUGGCCUACUCUUGUGUGGAAUUUCAAAGAGGACCCAAAAACAUGAGCUCUGACUCCUAUAUAUGGAACAUUGAAAACAACAAACAGCCGGAGAUGACCCUGAAAUCCGUAUCCCCUCUUGUUUGUCUAGAGUACAACCUCAAAAAUAUUAGCAUCCUUAUUGGGGGAAGCUACAAUGGACAGAUUGGCUAUUGGGACACACGGAGUGGCAGCCAACCAGUACAGAUAUCCGCUAUUGAACAUAGCCAUAAAGAUCCUGUCUACAAAGUCAUCUGGCUGCAGACAAAGAUAGGCACUGAAGCUUUUUCAGCUUCUACAGAUGGUCAGGUACUGUUCUGGGACAUUCGUAAUAUGAGUGAGCCCACAAAGCAGCUAAUUUUGGACCCCGCUAAGAGCAAAAACCUUAACAAUGCAUUUGGUGCAUUCUCAAUGGAGUUUGACAACACUAUGCCCAAAUUUUUAGUGGGCACAGAACAGGGGCUUGUGGUCUUGUGCAAUCGCAAGUUAGAGACCACAGAUGAGCCGAUUGUUUGCACAUACAGCGGUCACCUUGGCCCAGUUUACGCCGUGCAGAGGAACCCCUUCUUCCCAAAGUACUUCUUGACUGUGGCUGACUGGACGGCCCGCAUCUGGUCAGAGGACAUCAGAUUGUCUUCCAUCAUGUCGACCAAAUACCACACAAGCCAUCUGAUGGAUGGCUGUUGGAGUCCAGUCAGACCCGCUGUCUUCUUUACAGUGAAGAUGGACGGCACCUUGGAUGUGUGGGACAUAUUGCUUAAACAAAAGGACCCGGUUCUCAGUCUCAAAGUUUGUGACGAAACUCUGUACAGUAUCCGUGUAAAAAAUGACAGCCCUUUGAUGUGCUGUGGUUCUCAGUUGGGAACAGUCACGCUGCUGAAGAUGUCACCAAACCUGUGCACCCUGCAGAGUAAUGAGAAGGGACUUGUCUCAGAGAUGUUUGAACGUGAGACCAAAAGAGAGAAGAUUCUUGAAGCUUUUUACAAAGAAAGGAAUCAAAUGAAACAGAGCUGCCCUAAAGAGGAGGAGGAUGGAAGAGCAGAAUUACAGGAACUGCUGGCUGAAACAGAGACUGAGUUUUUUGAGGCUAUUAAUGUAGAGAAGAAGAAAAUACAAGUUGAUGAGAAAUAACAGGAAAACAGUGUGUCAAGGAAUCCAUGAAUAACACUUCUUCUAAACAUGCCAAAAAAGGAGCAUCUUCCACUUGCAAAUAGAGUUUAAAAUAUUUCUAUCUAAAGUUAAUUGAAAUAGGUACCAAAGUCAUUUGUCCCUUCUAGCCCACCCCAUCUUUUUAAAUAUGUAUUUUUUUAAAGGACAUAAUUUUAGCAUUAACAAUUGUAUACUAAUAAAUUGUAUA
Messenger RNA from Danio rerio (zebrafish), 2631 nucleotides. The record is from RefSeq and is a predicted model, not a curated record. Lineage: Eukaryota; Metazoa; Chordata; Actinopteri; Cypriniformes; Danionidae.